AUGCAACCUUCAGUCAUUCAAAGAGCCGUGGUCCAGAGAACCAUUCGCGCCUCUACAACGCGCUAUUGGUUACAAACACGAAAGCCCAUCAUCACACAAUCACAACUACGAUGUCUCUCGAAAGAUGCCGCUUCAGAACAUAAUUCAAAUGGUUUCAAUUCAGGAAAGCGUAAUUCCGAGAAUGAAUCAUCCCAUAAUCAAUAUUGGAAGGAUCGAAAAGAUUACUCGUCACAUGAUGAACCUUUCAAUGCUAAGACUAAAAUGCUCGACGCUGCCUUGACAGCCUUUGCAUCUAUCAUUGUACUUGGAACAGGAUUUGCCCUAGGUGGUUAUCUCUAUCAUAGGUUCUACAAAUGGAUGGUUAUUCACAAGAUGGAAAUUGCCUUCAAGCCGGGUGAUCCAGUUCUAGACCUUGCCGCAACUACGAAACAGAUGCCAAAGAGGUAUGAAGCUGACGAUGAUGAACAUUGGAUUCACCGUGCAGAGCAAGAGAAAAUUGACAAAAUAGUGCACGGAGAAGAUCGUGGACACUAUCAUCUAUUGAUCGGAGAAAAGGGCGUAGGCAAAUCCAGUAUGUUGCUCGAGGCCAUGCAGAAAAUUGAUGGUGAAGGAGUCAGUAUGUUUGAAGCACAUGCGGACCCUGAGAUUUUCAGAGUACGUUUAGGAAAGGCACUCAAUUUUGAAUUUAAUGAGGAUUACAUCGGAUCGUACUUCUCUGAACGAGGACCAAGAGAUAGCACAGCUUUGUUGGAUAUUGAAAGAGCGAUGAACAAGUUGGAGAAAGUUGCAUUGAAGAGACGAAGUACUGGUCGUGGACCUUUGAUUGUCAUUAUAAAUGCGAUACACCUUCUCCGAGACGACGAGAACGGCAAGGACCUACUCGAACUGUUACAACAACGUGCCGAACAAUGGGCCGCUUCCAACUUAGUCACUAUGGUUUUCAAUAGUGAUGACUAUUGGGUUUAUGAAAGACUAAAGUUACUAGCAACCCGUAUGGAAGUUACCACGAUUCCCGAUCUUCCACGUAGCCUGGCUGUGUCUGCUCUCCAAAGAUAUCGUCAAAAAUACUAUGCCGAAACACCUUCUACUGAAAUCCUAAAUGAGGUCUACAACCGCGUAGGCGGCCGUCUUACAUUCUUGAACCGAGUUGCCAAAUCCUCGGAUAUGCUCGAAACAUGCAACAACAUCAUCGACACCGAACGCCGCUGGUUCCUAAACCAAUGUUGGAUCCUGGGUAUGGAAAUGGACGACGACGUAAUGGACCAACAAAAAUACGCCUCCGCAGCCAUGGUCCUAGCACAAGCGCUCGUCGCCGCCGAAAAAGAUACACCCACCUACAUCGACGAUGGCUCGCACAAUAUCCCUGAAAUCCCUCUCCACAAAGCCCGCCAGAUUAUGACGCGCGCAGAUUUCAUCCAGCAAUACGAUCACGUGAAUCUCUUUACCAUUACCUCGAAAGCGAUGGUGCGCGCGGAUUCCGUGCCCAUGCAACAAGCUUUCCGUAGUAUCUGCGCCGAAGAAGGUUUCGAAAAACAUCUCGAAGCGACGUUGCAGAGGAUUAAUGAUAUUGAGAGUUUGGGCAGAACGAGAGAGAUUGUGGCGAAGGAUUUGGUGCUGGGUGGGAAGUAUAAGAUUACGAUGAGUGAUGGGGAGAAGAAGGGUACGAAGGUUACGGAGGUGGUGUUGGAGGAGAAGCCGGAGGAGGAGGAUGCUGAUGGGGAGGAUAAGUAG
This is a messenger RNA of Botrytis deweyae, 1731 nucleotides long. RefSeq lists its product as uncharacterized. NCBI's taxonomy places the organism in Eukaryota, Fungi, Ascomycota, Leotiomycetes, Helotiales, Sclerotiniaceae. The transcript is spliced from 5 exons. The record is from RefSeq and is a predicted model, not a curated record. The coding region runs from base 1 to 1731 and encodes 576 amino acids.